Messenger RNA from Dama dama (fallow deer), 12507 nucleotides. RefSeq names its product laminin subunit alpha 5 (gene LAMA5). The transcript has 87 exons. Gene Ontology annotation, molecular function: signaling receptor binding. The record is from RefSeq and is a predicted model, not a curated record. Lineage: Eukaryota; Metazoa; Chordata; Mammalia; Artiodactyla; Cervidae. Gene Ontology annotation, biological process: axon guidance; regulation of cell migration; regulation of cell adhesion. Gene Ontology annotation, cellular component: basement membrane. The coding region runs from base 1 to 12135 and encodes 4044 amino acids.
AUGUCCAGCAGGGCCCAGCCAGGAGGUGCCUCUGCCCCCAUCCACCAUGACCUCAUGCAGGUGACUGGGCAGGUGGCUGUCCUGUGGCCCCAGACUUUUGUGACCAUCAGACCAGGCGCCUGCCAAGCCACCAGCACACAGAAAGGGCUGCUCCCUAAAGCCCCGCUAGGGCCAUGUGACAGCUCAGGGGCCCAGGGGAGCUGCUUCCUCAUCGGCUGGCCCACUCCCCAGCCCUGCCGGCAAGGGCCACCAGGCGCCCACGGCCAGAGCUUCCAGGUGGCAGACAGAUUCCUCCUGGGCAGCAAGGCCUUCUGGCCAUAUAAGGCCGCCUGUGGGCACCUCCUGGAGGAGCUGCAGAGCCCUCACCCCGCGGGAACCGGAGCUUGGCCAGGCCCCCAGGGACCUGGGGGGAGGGGCCUGCUGCAGGCCUGGGCUGGACCAGGGCUGCCAGCAGCCGCCAGCAUCAGCCUUGCCGCCUGCCCCACAGCCAGCCCGGAUGGACCAGAGAAGCUGCCUCCAGCCCCUGGGAUUCAGGAUUUGCAGGAGGCCAGGGACAGCCAGAAAGAUGUGACCAGUGAUCGUAUUGCCUCCGGGGCCACUACCAACCGCCAUUCACAGCCGGCAGAGCGCACCUUCCAGCACACCUGCUGGAUGAAGCAGAAUGGGGGCCAGUGCCAUGCGCAAAACACCGAAAACCCGCCGGCGAGAGGCGGCCAGGAUGCGCUGCGCUCCGGAAUUCACAUCUCAAUCCCAGGGACCCCGCGUUUGGGCUCCCGGGCUGCGGUCACUCGGGUCGCUCUGCCGGUUCUGGGGUCGCGGGUGGGGACGGGCUGGGCCCGGACUGGACCCGAGAGGAGUGGCGCCAAACCCGGGCCCGCCGGGACCCUCGGCCGCCGAGAGGUGCCCGAAGUUAGGGAAACAAAGAGCGGAUCCGCUGGACCGAGAGGAGCGGGCCGGCGCGUCCGGGACCGCGGUGCUGGAGGGCGCAGGGGGCCGCCCGGGACCGGGAGCCACGCCCCGGGGCCGCCUCGGCGUCGCGUUCCCACGGCCCGGCCCGAGUCCGCGAGCUGGAAGAUGGCGAAACCGGGUGCGCGGCCCUGCGGUCCCCGGGGCCCCGCGCCGCUGCUGCUGGCCGGACUGGCGCUGCUGGGUGCGGCGCGGGCGCGGGCGGCGGGCGGUGGCUUCAGCCUGCACCCGCCCUACUUCAACCUGGCGGAGGGCGCCCGCAUCGCCGCCUCGGCCACCUGCGGCGAGGAGGCCCCUGCGCGCGGCGCCCCGCGCCCCACCGAGGACCUCUACUGCAAGUUGGUGGGGGGCCCCGUGGCCGGCGGGGACCCCAACCAGACCAUCCAGGGCCAGUACUGCGACAUCUGCACGGCCGCCAGCAGCAACAGGGCUCACCCUGUGAGCAAUGCCAUUGACGGCACGGAGCGCUGGUGGCAGAGCCCACCACUGUCCCGGGGCCUGGAGUACAACGAGGUCAACGUCACUCUGGACCUGGGCCAGGUUUUCCAUGUGGCCUACGUGCUCAUCAAGUUUGCCAAUUCCCCUCGGCCAGACCUCUGGGUGCUGGAGCGGUCCACGGACUUUGGCCACACCUACCAGCCCUGGCAGUACUUUGCAUCCUCCAAGAGGGACUGCCUGGAACGGUUUGGACCGCAGACGCUGGAGCGCAUUACGCAGGACGACGAUGUCAUCUGCAGCACCGAGUACUCGCGGAUCGUACCUCUGGAGAAUGGCGAGAUCGUGGUGUCCCUGGUGAACGGCCGCCCAGGUGCUAUGAACUUCUCCUACUCGCCGCUGCUGCGUGACUUCACCAAAGCCACCAACAUCCGCCUGCGCUUCCUGCGCACCAACACGCUGCUGGGCCACCUCAUGGGCAAGGCGCUGCGGGACCCCACAGUCACCCGCAGGUACUAUUACAGUAUCAAGGACAUCAGCAUCGGCGGCCGCUGUGUCUGCCACGGGCAUGCGGAUGUCUGUGAUGCCAAAGACCCCACAGACCCCUUCAGGCUUCAGUGCGCCUGCCAACACAAUACUUGUGGGGGCUCCUGUGACCACUGCUGCCCCGGCUUCAACCAGCAGCCAUGGAGGCCAGCAACCACAGACAGUGCCAACGAAUGCCAGUCCUGCAACUGCUAUGGCCACGCCCAUGACUGCUACUACGACCCAGAGGUGGAUCAGCGCAAUGCCAGCCAGAAUCAAGACCAGGUCUACCAGGGCGGGGGCGUGUGCAUCGACUGCCAGCAUCACACCACGGGCAUCAACUGUGAGCAGUGUCUGCCUGGCUUCUACCGCUCCCCAGACCACCCACUCGACUCACCCCAUGCCUGCCGCCGCUGCAACUGUGAGUCGGAUUUCACAGACGGGACGUGUGAGGACCUGACUGGCCGCUGCUACUGCCGGCCAAACUUCACAGGGGCGCGAUGCGACGCGUGUGCUGAAGGCUUCACUGACUUCCCACACUGCUACCCGGUGCCUUCUUCCUCCCACAAUGACACCGGGGAGCAGGUGUUGCCUGCCGGACAUAUCGUGAACUGUGACUGUAGUGCCGCCGGGACCCAGGGCAAUGCCUGCCGGAAGGACCCGCAGGUGGGGCACUGCGUGUGCAAACCCAACUUCCAGGGCACCCACUGUGAGCUCUGUGCCCCUGGCUUCUACGGCCCAGGCUGUCAGCCCUGCCAGUGCUCCAGCCCCGGCGUGGUGGACAGAACCUGUGACCGUGACUCGGGCCAGUGCAUGUGCCGGACAGGCUUUGAGGGGGCCGCAUGUGACCGCUGUGCCCCCGGCUACUUCCACUUCCCCCUCUGCCAGUUGUGUGGCUGCAGCCCCGUGGGGACCCUCCCCGAGGGUUGUGACGACACUGGCCACUGCCCGUGCCGGCCAGAGUUCAACGGCCCCCACUGUGACCGCUGUCGCCUGGGCUACCACGGCUACCCCGAGUGCCACGCCUGUGCCUGUGACCCCCGGGGCUCCGUGGACCAGCUGUGUGGGGCGGGUGGGCUGUGCCGCUGCCGCCCAGGCUACGCGGGAGCCACGUGCCAGGAGUGCAGCCCUGGCUUCCACGGCUUCCCCGACUGUGCCCCCUGCCACUGCUCCCCUGAAGGUUCCCUGCACACAGCCUGCGAUCCCCACAGUGGGCAGUGCAGCUGCCGACCGCGAGUGACGGGACUGCGGUGUGACACGUGUGUGCCUGGUGCAUACAACUUCCCCUACUGCGAAGCUGGCUCCUGCCAUCCUGCUGGCCUGGCCCCAGCUGAUCGUGUCCCUCCCGAGGCACAGGCCCCCUGUACGUGCCGGGCUCAUGUGGAGGGGCCAAGCUGCGACCGCUGUAAACCUGGAUUCUGGGGGCUGAGUCCUAGCAACCCUGAGGGCUGUACCCGCUGCAACUGUGAUCCCAGGGGCACGCUGGGUGGGGCUGCCCAGUGCCAGCCGGGCAAUGGCCAGUGCUUCUGCAAGCCCCACGUGUGUGGCCAGACCUGCGCGGCCUGCAAGGACGGCUUCUUCGGGCUGGACCAGGCUGACUACUUCGGCUGCCGUAGCUGCCGGUGUGAUGUUGGCGGAGCACUGGGGCAGAGCUGUGAGCUGAGGACAGGCGCCUGCAUGUGCCGCCCCAACACCCAGGGCUCCACCUGCAGCGAGCCCGCUCAGGACCACUAUCUCCCCGACUUGCACCACCUGCGCCUGGAACUAGAGGAGGCGGCCACGCCUGAGGGCCACGCUGUGCGCUUCGGCUUCAACCCCCUGGAGUUCGAGAACUUCAGCUGGAGAGGCUAUGCGCAGAUGACACCCAUCCAGCCCAGGAUCGUGGCCAAGCUGAACCUGACCUCCCCUGACCUCUUCCGGCUCGUCUUCCGCUAUGUCAACCGCGGGCCCACGAGUGUGAGCGGGCGGGUUUCCGUGCGAGACCAGGGCAGGUUCACCACGUGUCCCAACUGCACAGAACAGAGCCAGCCCGUGGCCUUCCCACCCAGCACCGAGCCUGCCUUUGUCACCGUGCCCCAGAGGGGCCUGGGGGAGCCCUUUGUGCUGAACCCUGGCGCCUGGGCCCUGCUCGUGGAGGCCGAGGGGGUGCUCCUGGACUACGUUGUUCUGCUGCCUAGCGCCUACUAUGAGGCGGCCCUGCUGCAGCUAAGAGUGACCGAGCCCUGCAUGUUCCGGCCAGACGCCCAGCGCUCUGGAGACAACUGCCUCCUCUACACCCACCUACCCCUGGAUGGCUUCCCCUCCGCCGCUGGGCCCGAGGCCCUGUGUCGCCGUGACAACAGCCUGCCCCGGCCCUGCCCCACGGAGCAGCUCAGCCCCUCGCACCCGCCACUCGCUGUCUGCUGGGGCACUGAUGUGGACGUCCAGCUUCAGAUGGCAGUGCCGCAGCCAGGCCCCUAUGCCCUGGUGGUGGAGUAUGCCAACGGGGACGCCCGCCAGGAGGUGGAUGUGGCAGUACACACCCCCCAGAGAGCCCCCCAGCAGGGGGUGCUCACCCUCCACCCCUGCCCAUACAGCACCCUGUGCCGAGGCACGGCCUUGGACGCCCAGCGCCACCUGGCCGUCUUCUACCUGGACACAGAAGCCAGCAUCCGGCUCACAGCCGAGCAGGCACGGUUCUUCCUGAAUAGUGUCACCCUGGUACCCACGGACACCUUCAGCUCAGAGUUCGUGGAGCCCCGAGUCCGCUGCAUCAGCAGUCAUGGUGCCUUCAGCCCCAGCAGUGCCGCCUGCCUGCCCUCCCGCUUCCCGAAGCCGCCCCAGCCUGUGCUCCUCAGAGACUGCCAAGUGCUGCCGCUGCCGCCCGGCCUCCCGCUGACCCGCUCGCAGGAGCUGACACCAGGCGCACCCCCACCCGGGCCCCAGCCCCGGCCCCCCACCGCCGUGGACCCCGACGCAGAGCCCACGCUGCUGCGCCACCCCCAGGGUACCGUGGUCUUCACCACCCACGUGCCUGCCCUGGGACGCUACGCCUUCCUGCUGCACGGCUACCAGCCCGCCCACCCGACCUUCGCCGUGGAGGUCCUCAUCAAUGGGGGCCGCGUCUGGCAGGGCCACGCCAACGCCAGCUUCUGCCCGCAUGGCUAUGGCUGCCGCACACUGGUGGUGUGUGAGGGCCGGGCCAUCCUGGACGUGACUGACAGUGAGCUCACUGUGACCGUGCGUGUGCCCGAGGGCCGGUGGCUCUGGCUGGAGUACGUGCUGGUGGUCCCCGAGGAAGCCUAUAGCUCCAGCUACCUGCGGGAGGAGCCCUUGGACAAGUCCUACGACUUCAUCAGCCAGUGCGCCGCCCACGGUUACCACAUCAGCCCCUCCGGCUCGUCCGCCUUCUGCCGCAGUGCCGCCACCUCCCUCUCGCUCUUCUACAACAAUGGGGCUCGGCCGUGCGGCUGCCACGAGGUGGGCGCCACGGGCCCCACAUGCGAGCCUUUUGGGGGCCAGUGUCCCUGCCGCGCCCAUGUCAUCGGCCGCGACUGCUCCCGCUGUGCCACGGGCUACUGGGGCUUCCCAAACUGCAGGCCCUGUGACUGCAGCGGCCGCCUCUGUGAUGAGCUCACAGGCCAGUGCAUCUGCCCCCCGCGCACCAUCCCGCCCGACUGCCUCGUCUGCCAGCCCCAGACCUUUGGCUGCCACCCCCUGGUGGGCUGUGAGGAGUGUAACUGCUCAGGGCCCGGUGUCCAGGAGCUCAUGGACCCCACCUGCGAUGUGGACAGCGGCCAGUGCAAGUGCAGACCCAACGUGGCCGGACGCCGCUGUGACACCUGUGCUCCUGGGUUCCACGGCUUCCCCAGCUGCCGCCCCUGUGACUGCCAUGAGGCAGGCUCUGCGCCUGGCAUGUGCGACCCCGUCACAGGCCAGUGCUACUGCAAGGAGAACGUGCAGGGCCUGAGGUGUGACCAGUGCCGCCUGGGGACAUUCUCACUGGACGCUGCCAAUCCCAAAGGCUGCACCCGCUGCUUCUGCUUCGGGGCCACUGACCGCUGCCGGAGCUCGACCUACGCCCGUCGUGAGUUCGUGGACAUGGAGGGCUGGACGCUGCUGAGUGGUGACCGGCAGGUGGUGCCCCACGAGCGGCCGGAGGCGCUGCUGCUUCGCGCUGACCUGCAGCGCGUGCCCGAGGCCAUCCCCGAGCUAUACUGGCAGGCCCCACCCUCCUACCUGGGGGACCGGGUGUCAUCCUAUGGUGGGACCCUCCGCUACGAACUGCACUCGGAGACCCAGCGUGGGGAUGUGUUCAACCCCAUGGAGAGCAGGCCGGAUGUGGUGCUACAGGGCAACCAGAUGAGCAUCACGUUCCUGGAGCCGGUGUACCCAGCGCCUGGCGACGUUCACCAUGGGGAGCUGCAGCUAGUGGAGGGGAACUUCCGACACAUGGAGACCCACAGUACCGUGUCGCGCGAGGAGCUCAUGAUGGUGCUGGCUGGCCUGGAGCAGCUGCAUAUCCGUGCCCUCUUCUCGCAGGCCUCCUCGGCCGUCUCCCUGCGCAGGGUGGCGCUGGAGGUGGCCAGUGAGAUGGGUGGGGGGCCUCCAGCCAGCAACGUGGAGCUCUGCAUGUGCCCUGCCAACUACCGUGGGCACUCAUGCCAGGAGUGUGCCCCUGGCUAUUACCGGGACAUCAAAGGUCUCUUCCUGGGUCGCUGCAUCCCCUGUCAGUGCCACGGCCACUCAGACCGCUGCCUCCCUGGCUCAGGCAUCUGUGUAGGCUGCCAGCACAACACCGAGGGUGACCACUGCGAGCGCUGCCAGGCUGGCUUCGUGCGCACUGGUUCCGAGGACCCUGCAGCCCCCUGUAUCAGCUGCCCCUGCCCCCUGGCCGUGCCUUCCAACAACUUCGCGACAGGCUGCAUCCUGCGAGGUGGCCGCACCCAGUGUCUCUGCAAACCCGGCUACGCUGGGGCCUCUUGCGAGCGGUGUGCACCUGGCUUCUUCGGGAACCCCCUGGUGCUGGGCAGCUCGUGCCAGCCCUGUGACUGUAGCGGAAACGGCGACCCCAACAUGCUCUUCAGCGACUGCGACCCCCUGACAGGCGCCUGCCGCGGCUGCCUGCGCCACACCACUGGGCCCCACUGCGAGAGCUGCGCCCCUGGCUUCUACGGCAAUGCCCUGUUGCCCGGCAACUGCACCCGGUGUGACUGCUCCCCAUGCGGGACGGAGGCCUGUGACCCCCACAGUGGACACUGCCUGUGCAAGGCCGGUGUGACUGGGCUGCGCUGUGACCGCUGUCAGGAAGGACAUUUUGGCUUCGAGGGCUGCGAGGGCUGCCGCCCAUGUGCCUGUGGACCAGCCGCCGAGAGUUCCGAGUGCCACCCCCAAAGUGGGCAGUGCCACUGCCGACCAGGGACUGGGGGACCCCAAUGUCACGAGUGUGCCCCCGGCCACUGGGGGCUCCCCGAGCAGGGCUGCAGGCGCUGCCAGUGCCAAGGGGGCCACUGUGACCUGCACACGGGCCGCUGCACAUGCCCUCCUGGGGUCAGUGGGGAACGCUGUGAGACCUGCAGCCACCAGCACCAGGUGCCCGUGCCAGGAGGUCCUGGGGGCCACGGCGUGCACUGUGAAGUGUGUGACCACUGUGUGGUCCUGCUCCUGGACGACCUGGAGCGGGUUGGCGCCCUCCUCCCUGCCAUCCGGGAGCAGCUGAGUGGCAUCAACGCCAGCUCUGUGGCCUGGGCCAGGCUACACAGGCUGAACGCCUCCAUCACCGACCUGCAGAGCCAGCUUCGGAGCCCCCCAGGCCCCCAUUAUGAGACCAUACAGCAGCUGGAGGCACUGGAACAACAGACCUCAAGCCUCGGGCAGGACACUCAGCAUCUGGAUGGCCAGGCCACCAGAGCCCGAGCCCAGGCCAGCCAACUACUGGACAGCACUGACGCCACGCUAGGCCGGGCACAGACGCUGCUGGCAGCCAUCGGGGCUGUGGACCUUGCCCUGAGCGAGCUCGAGUCCCAGACGGACCGCCUGGCACCAGCCAAUGCCUCAGUCCCGUCGGGUGAGCAACUGCGCCGGGUCCUGGCCGAGGUGGAGCGGCUGCUGCAGGAGAUGCAAGCCCGUGACCUGGGGGUUCCACGAGCAGCCGCUGAGGCCGAGCUGGGGGAGGCCCAGCGAUUGCUGGGCCGUGUGCAGGAGCAGCUGACCAGACCCUGGGAGAGAAACCAGGCGCUGGUCACACACACCCGAGACCAGCUGGCCCAGCAUGAGGCUGGACUCAUGGACCUGCGGGAGGCCCUGAAUCGGGCAGUGGGCACCACACGGGAGGCAGAGGAGCUCAACAGCCGCAACCAGGAGCGCCUGGAGGAAGCCCUGCAACGGAAGCAGGAGCUGUCCCGGGACAAUGCCACUUUGGGGGCUACUCUUCAGGCUGCCAGAGACACCCUGGCCCGGGUCUCUGAGCUUCUGCGUGGCAUGGACCAGGCCAGGGAGGAGUAUGAGCACCUCGCUGCCAGCCUGGAUGGCGCCCGGACGCCACUGCUUGAGAAGAUGCAUGCCUUCUCCCCAGCGAGCAGCAAACUGGAACUGGUAGAGGCUGCCGAGGCCCACGCGUGGCAGCUGGACCAGCUGGCACUCAACCUUUCCAGCAUCAUCCAAGGAGUCAACCAGGACCGCUUCAUCCAGAGGGCCAUUGAGGCCGCUAACGCGUACAGCAGCAUUCUGCAAGCCGUGCAGGCUGCUGAGGGCGCUGCUGACCAGGCCCGGCAGCAAGCGAGCCACACGUGGGCGAUGGUGGUGCAGCGGGGCCUGGCGCCCCGGGCCCGGGAGCUACUGGAUAACAGCAGUGCCCUGGAAGAGGCCGUCCUGGGAGAGCAGCGGAGACUGGACCUCGCGCGGGCCACCCUCCAGGACACUGGGACCCAGCUCCGCGAUGCUCGGGCCAGGAAGGAGCAGCUGGCGGCCCGUGUCCGGGAGGUGCAAGCCAUGCUGGCUAUGGACACAGAUGAGACGAGCAAGAAGAUAGCCCAUGCCAAGGCCGUGGCCGCCGAGGCCCAGGACACGGCUGCCCGCAUGCAGUCCCAGCUUCAGGACAUGCACAGGAACGUGGAGCGGUGGCAGGGCCAGUACAAGGGCCUGCAGAGCCAGGACCUGGGCCGUGUGGUGCUUGAUGCUGGCCGCUCAGUGUCCACCCUGGAGAAGACGCUGCCACAGCUGCUGGCCAAGCUGAACCUCCUGCAGGACCGCGGGGCACACAACGCCAGCCUGGCUCUGUCAGCCAGUAUUGGCCGCGUGCGGGAGCUCAUCGCCCAGGCCCGUGGUGCCGCCAGCAAGGUCAAGGUGCCCAUGAAGUUCAACGGGAGCUCAGGGGUGCAGCUGCGCACCCCUCGGGACCUCACCAACCUCGCCUCCUACACUGCCCUCAAGUUCUACCUGCAGAGCCCAGAGCCCACAGUCGGCCAGGUCGUGGGGGACCAGUUUGUGCUGUACAUGGGCGGCCGCCAGGCCACCGGUGACUACAUGGGUGUGGCUCUGCGGGGCCAGAGGGUGCACUGGGUGUACCAGCUCGGCGGGGCAGGGCCUGCGACCCUCAGCAUCGACGAGGACAUUGGGGAGCAGUUCGCGGCCAUCAGCAUUGACAGGAUCCUCCAGUUUGGCCGCAUGUCUGUGACGGUGGAGAAUCGGAUGGUCCAGGAGACCAAGGGAGACACAGUGGCCCCUGGGGCUGAGGGGCUGCUCAAUGUCCAGCCGGACGAUUUCGUCUUCUAUGUGGGGGGCUACCCCAGCAACUUCACGCCCCCCGAACCCCUACGCUUCCCCGGCUACCGGGGUUGCAUUGAACUGGACACGCUCAACGAGGAGGUGGUCAGUCUCUACAACUUUGAGAAAACCUUCCAGCUGGACACAGCUGUGGACAAGCCUUGUGCCCGCUCCAAGUCAACCGGGGACCCAUGGCUCACAGAUGGCUCCUACCUGGACGGCUCCGGUUUUGCCCGCAUCAGCAUGGAGAGCCAGUUCAGCAACACCAAACGCUUCGACCAGGAGCUGAGACUCGUGUCCUACAGCGGCAUCAUCUUCUUCCUGCAGCAUCAGGACCAGUUCCUGUGCCUGGCUGUGCAAGAAGGCAAACUCGUGCUCCUCUAUGAUUUUGGCGCAGGCCUGAAGGAGGCCGACCCGCUGCAGCAACCUCCGCCACAGCUGACUGCAACCAGCAAGGCGAUCCAGGUGUUCUUGCUGGGGGGCAACCGGAAGCGUGUGCUGGUGCGCGUUGAGAGGACCACAGUGUUCAGCGUGGAGCAGGAGAAUGUGCUGGAGCUGGCUGAUGCCUACUACCUGGGGGGCGUGCCGCCCAGCCAACUGCCUGCUAGCCUGCGGCAGCUCUUCCCCUCUGGAGGCUCUGUGCGAGGCUGCGUCAAGGGCAUCAAGGCCCUGGGCAAGUACGUGGAUCUCAAGAGGCUGAACACCACGGGCAUCAGCGCCGGCUGCACCACUGACCUGCUGGUGGGACGGGCCAUGACUUUCCACGGCCACGGCUUCCUGCGCCUGGCUCUCCCCAGCGAUGCUGUGCCCCUCACAGGUGAUGUCUACUCUGGCUUUGGCUUCCGCAGCAGCCAGGACAGUGCGCUGCUCUUCCAACGAGAGUCCCUGGGUGGGCCAUGCGAGGUGACCCUGCAGCAGGGUCAUGUGACCCUCCGGCUGGCCAGGACUGAGCUGAAGACACAAGAGCGUUUUGAUGAUGGGGCUGCCCACUACGUCACUUUCUACAGCAACAGCACGGGGGUCUGGCUCUACGUGGACGACCAGCUUCAGGAGAUGAAACCCUACCGGGGGCCACGGCCCCAGCCUCAGCCCGCAGGGCCUCCUCAGCUCCUCCUGGGGGGCUCGCCCAAGGCCGAUGACGUUCGUAACUUCAGUGGCUGCAUCAGCAAUGUUUUUGUCCUGCGGCUCCUCGGGCCUCAGCGCGUGUUUGACCUGCAGGAGAACCUGGGCGGCUUCAAUGUGAGCUCAGGCUGCGCCCCAGCCCCUCGCACCCAGCUCCCGGAGCAGGUCCCACAAGGGCUGCGGGCCACCGUGUCUCGGAAGGCUGCCCGCCGAAGCCGGCAGCCUGCCCAGGACUCUGCCUGCUCGCCACCUGGGUCCCUCAGGACCAUCCGAGACGCCUACCAGUUUGGGGGUCCCCUGACCAGUUACCUGGAGUUUGCACAUGUCCCGGCCUCCCCCAGUGACUGGUCACAGCUCUCCAUGCUCGUCCGCCCACACGCCCCCCGAGGGUUCCUGCUCCUCGCUGUCCCCCAGACAGCCAGCAGCCCCUCCCUGCUUCUCUUCCUGAACCACAGACGCUUUGUAGCUCAGACCGAAGGCCCUGGGCCCCAGCUCCGAGUCCAGAGCCGCCAGCGUUCACGCAUUGGCCAGUGGCAUACGGUGUCCGUGCGCUGGGAGAGAAGUCGGAUCCAGCUGGUCACAGACGGGGUCUGGGCCCAGAGCCAGGAGGGGCCAGGCCGGCAACACCAGGGGCAGCAGGGCCCCCCACCACACACACUCUUUGUGGGGGGCCUUCCUGCCAGUGGCCAUAGCCCCAGGCUCCCAGUGGCCAUCAGCAGACCUGGGUUCAGGGGUUGUGUGAAGAGGCUGAGGCUGGAUGGGCGGCUCCUGGGGGCCCCCACACGGAUGGUGGGGGUCACACCCUGCUUCUCAGGGCCCCUGGAGAAGGGCCUGUUCUUCACAGGCAGCGGGGGAGCCGUCACUCUAGACACCCUGGGGGCCACACUGCCCGACGUGGCCCUGGAGCUGGAGGUGCGGCCCCAGACAGCCACCGGCCUGGUCUUCCACUUGGGCCGGGGACAGACACCCCCAUACCUAGAGCUGCAGGUGCUGGGGAAGCAGGUCCUGCUGUGGGCCAACGAUGGCGCUGGUGAGUUCUCCACACUGGUGACACGCCCCGCAGCACUGUGUGAUGGGCACUGGCACCGACUGGGAGUGACCAAAGGCGGGAACGUGCUCCGGCUGGAGGUGGACCAGCAGAGCAACCACACCCUGGGCCCAGCGCCGGCCACCUGGACCAACACCCUGGUGCCACUGCACCUCGGGGGCCUGCCAGAACCCUGGAAAAGGCCUCCCUACAACGGCUGCGUGCGGAACCUAGUGCUCAACCAGGUGUCGGUCACCUGGCCUCCUACUGCGGGCGUGCAGGGGGCAGUGGGGGCCAGCGGCUGCCCAGCCACGUAGCACAGCCGCACGAGGGGGUCUUCUGGAGCCCACAGGUGGUCUGCCCCGUCAGGCAAGGUCUUGCCCCCCAGAGCCCCCAGCCCCUCCACCCAACGUGCAGAUACCACCACCCUCAGCCAGCUUCUUAGAUGAAGUCUGUGUGUAUUUACCUAGACUCCAGAUUCUAUGGGUAAUAAAGUCUUAUUUCUGGGAGUGGUUUUUAAGUUAUGUCUGACUUCCUAAAGGAAAGGGUAAAUAACACUGUAAAAUGGGGGUUUGUAUUUUUUAUCUUUCAAUUUAAUUAUGAAAUUUCCCUUCCACCAAUAUUCAGUAAUAGGAAAGCUGUAAAUCACUGGCCCCCCCUGCUUCUUGAAACAAAAAUUAAAAAGUAAC